AUGGCUUCUCUGGAUGGUAAAGUGGUUGCCUUGACGGGCGGUGCCAGUGGCAUUGGUCUGGAGACUGCUAAGCUCCUUGCGGAGCGUGGGGCAGUUUUGUCCAUCGCAGACGUCAAUCAGCAGGGUCUGGACGAUGCUCUCAAGGCUCUCAAGGGAGAGAAACAUAUCGCCACUGUCGUCGACGUGCGCGACGGCGUCCAAGUUGAGAACUGGAUUGAGAAAACAAGGCAGCAAUUCGGCAGAUUGGACAGCGGAGUAAACCUUGCUGGUGUGGCGCGGAUGCAGGCGCCCAUCACACAAGGGACCGACGACGACUGGGACUUCAUGAUGGGCGUCAACGGCAAAGGCGUCUUUCACUGCAUGAGAGAGCAGUUGAAGCAUAUGACAAGUGGAGGAAGUAUCGUCAAUGCUGCAAGCAUCCAGGGAAUGAUAGGUUGCGCAAACACGUCCAUCUAUGCGGCCUCCAAGGCCGUGGUCAUCAGUAUGACAAAAUCGGUGGCCAGAGAAGUAGGUCCACGCAAUAUCAGAGUCAACUGCAUUGCUCCAGGCGUCGUCAAGACCCCUUUACUGGACCCAUUCGAAAAAGGUGGUCAAAAGGUCCCUACUACUAUGCAGUGCUUUGACAGACAGGCUCAUCCCAUAGAGAUCGCCCGAGUCAUUGCUUUCCUCGUGAGCGAUGAGGCAUCCUAUGUCACUGGCAGCAACUACCCAGUAGAUGGCGGCACGACGGCCUGA
This is a messenger RNA of Fonsecaea multimorphosa CBS 102226, 735 nucleotides long. RefSeq lists its product as uncharacterized. Gene Ontology annotation, molecular function: oxidoreductase activity, acting on the CH-OH group of donors, NAD or NADP as acceptor. Bases 1 to 735 code for a protein of 244 amino acids. The transcript has 4 exons. The record is from RefSeq and is a predicted model, not a curated record. Lineage: Eukaryota; Fungi; Ascomycota; Eurotiomycetes; Chaetothyriales; Herpotrichiellaceae.